AGCCUAUGUUCCCCGCCAUUCUCCAAGAUCCGAACCACCGCCGGUCCUCCAGCACCGCCACCGUGGAAAGCGGCGCUGCUCUUCUCUCUCAGUCAAUGCUUACUUCUCUCGUGAAAAACAAACUCUUCUCUUUCCUCCUCUUCUUCUUCCUCCUCUUCGCACCAUCACCCACUUUUUCCCUCUCCUUCCCUCUCUCCAACUACGGCACUCUACUUUCCCUAUCCCACUCGCUCGCUGUGCGAGUUGCCAACCUCCGUGCCUCACGAGGCGACCUCACGGGCUCAGCCCGUGCCCGAACUAUAGCGCACAAAAUCGAGUCAGUUCAGGGACUAGGCCUCUGGAAAUUCACUUGGAACCUCGGUUCGGACUAUCUUAAAAAUUACGCCUGGCGGGAUAUCAAUACGGUCUCAAUAACUGACCUCUCCUUUGCCGUUUCCGACCUUAACGAGUUGCUCAGGGAGCUCAACGAGUUGUCCCGAGUCGGCUCUGAUUCCGAGCGAGUCGCCUGGGUCGGCCGAAACUAUAAUAGAGUCUUCACCGUUUCCAGGUCGCUGUUUGAUAAACUCCUCAAAAUAUUUCGACAAUCGGGACCCUUUAGGGAAGUUGUUGAGACAAUGCAGAAAGAGGUGGUGGAGGGUGACUUGUUAAGGGACUGUCUUGAGUUAGGUACGAAUGACUUGAAGGGCUUGAUCCAAGUUCUGAAGGACAUGGCUGCACAGUACACUGCCUCGACAUUUAGCAGAACUGACUUGUGAUCAUCUCAUGUUUGUGAGUUUAUGGGAGAACAAUUCAGGGUUUGAAGACGCCUUUUGCUUGUGUAUGUCUAUCCUGUAGUCACUUCAAAAUGUUAUCAAAAAGCAGUUUUGGUUGUUAUUAAGACCUCUACAAAAAAGCUUGGAGUAAAUGAAAUGAUCUACUUGAAUUUUAAGAUUAUGCUUGAGCUUUUGUAUUUUCACAGUUAUGAGAAUGUUAUCAGCAGAUUAUGAGUAUAAAUUCCAAGCUGUUUCAUGGAGUA
This is a messenger RNA of Coffea arabica (coffee), 1015 nucleotides long. RefSeq lists its product as uncharacterized. The record is from RefSeq and is a predicted model, not a curated record. Lineage: Eukaryota; Viridiplantae; Streptophyta; Magnoliopsida; Gentianales; Rubiaceae.